AUGCCCGGGCUCAGCGGACUGGUUCUCCUGGGUCUCUGCCUGAACCUCCAGCCGUGCCGGGCUCUCCCCCACCCGGGCCGCCCCGCCCCGGGGAGACCCUCCGCAGACCCGCUGCCGGGACUACCGGCCCGGGCCGCACGUGGAGCUGGGGGAGGGCGUAACGGGUUCCAGGGCGGGCGGGGGGGCUGCGGGGCCGUGCGAAGACCGGACCUGUGCCCCGAGAACCGGGGCUGCAGGGCCGGCACGGCGCGGGACGCCUGCGGCUGCUGCCCGGAGUGCGCCAACCUGGAGGGUCAAAGCUGCGACCCGGGAGACCGGGCCGGUUUUUACGGGACCUGCGGGACCGGGAUGCGGUGCGAGGUGGACCCGCGGUCCACAGCCGGAGGGGGGGAGGGGGAGGUGGAGGAGGGGGAGGCGGUGUGUGUGUGCGAGGAGCAGAAGGUCCUGUGUGCCACGGAUGGAGUCACGUACAUGAACGUGUGUCAGUUCAGAGAGGCCACGUUCUCCAGACCGGAACUCAAGACCAGGGGGAGGGGGCCCUGCAGGACCGUCCCCGUCAUCAAGGUGCCCCCCCUCAGCCAGGUGAACGGGACCGGCAGGAGCCUGGUGUUCCUCUGUGAGGUCUUUGCGUUCCCCAUGGCUCUGGUGGAGUGGAGGAAGGAGGGCCGAGACGUCGUCCUCCCUGGAGACGACCCUCACAUCUCAGUCCAGUCGAGGGGGGGGCCUCUAAAGUUCGAGGUCUCCAGUUGGUUGCAAAUCGAGGAGGCGGCGCUGGAAGACUCUGGGACGUAUCGCUGCGUCGCCCGUAACAACGUGGGAUCGGUGUCGGCCUCCGCGGUCCUGGGAGUACUGGGAGAAGAGGAGCUGUCUUCCUACCUGGCCAAUAGCGUGUCAGAGAUGGAGCAGCUGAUGGACGCCACAGACUACGAACACAACUCGUACUGAGCGCCGUGUGAUGUCACGUGACACGUUUGGCUUCUUCCACCAGAGACACUAAAGACAAUCAGCGUCGGGACAUCUUUGUUUUAUUAUUAUUAUUAUUAUUGUUGUUAUUAUCGUUCUCAGUUAAUUCCUCCUGUGACCUCACAGAGAAUCAGCAUGUUGUUCAAAUAAAUAAAUGUUAAAAUUACAA
Gasterosteus aculeatus aculeatus (three-spined stickleback) is the source of this 1132-nucleotide messenger RNA. Its product is annotated as kazal-type serine protease inhibitor domain-containing protein 1-like. Gene Ontology annotation, cellular component: extracellular region. Lineage: Eukaryota; Metazoa; Chordata; Actinopteri; Perciformes; Gasterosteidae. Gene Ontology annotation, biological process: regulation of signal transduction; regulation of cell growth. The record is from RefSeq and is a predicted model, not a curated record. Gene Ontology annotation, molecular function: insulin-like growth factor binding.